AUGGCUCACGGAGAACACGUAGAGUUAUCAUCCUCCUACUGGGUGGGCGAGGGAAGCUACGCUUAUCCGAGGGGUUCUGCUGGAAUCCGCGCGAUCGAAGGCAGGGCAGAGGAAACCCAGAGGGGAGCGUGGAUACGCGCGAAGCACAAGCUGGAGGCGCAGGAGGAGCUGCAGCAGCAGCUGGGGCUUCCGAGACACGGCAGAGCACUUGCGGAGGAACCAAGGACGUUUCCCGGCGGGCUGGAGCUCAGUUGCACGGUAACCGUGCCCGGCUCGGGCGUGGAAGGCGGCGGGUCGGUGUUCGACGGACCGCUCGAGGGUGAUGUGCUGGUGCUUGGGGACGUAGCAAGCGUGUCCUGGUCCCUCGACCUGUUCGAGACGGGGACCGCAGCAGCCGGCGACCCUUCCGGACCGUACUCAGCCUCGAGCUUGAUAACUGACCUGGAUGUCGGACAGGUGAAUAUCACCCUCUUCAACGCCGACGUCGAAGUGCAGACGUUCGUCAACACCGACAACACCGGAACUUACAGGUGGACGAUUGCGGACGACCUAGAACAAUCCCGCUUCUACCGGCUGGCUGUUUGGGACACGGCGACGCGCAUCUGUGGCAUCAGCUACGAAUUCGCGAUUUCUGGGGAAUUGUCCAUCACCGUCACAGAGUUCGAGGGCUACAACGAGGGGACGGUUGACAUCAGUCCCCUGCGUAGGGGCGACGCCGCCUCCUCGGAGGGUGGGGGGCAGAUAUACUCUUGCGGGGGCUCCGUGGGGGUUGGGUGGAACUUCACCGGACUGCUGGAAGAGGUCAACGUUCGGGUUUGCCAAGAGCCCGCUUCUUCCGGCACCUUGGCUGGCUUAGAGGAUGAGGACUUGCUAAACACCGGCUCCCCGGUCACCGAGGAUGGAGAGUUUUUCAUCUGCCUGGACCCCGUUAGCGGCGACGUCCUCGCGAACUCCUCCUUCCUCAACGCCUCGCUCACCGCCACGGCCGCGACCACCUCCGACGGCACCUGCGGCGUCUGGGGCGAGGGCUUCUACGCCAAGGUGACCUGGGUGGACAGCGGCGACGCAGACGUGUUCGGCUUGUCCAACGACCCGGACGCGGGGGGAGUCUCCGUCCCCGUGCUUGGAGGCGUGUUUCUCAAGCCCAACGACUCGACCCCCAUGUCGAUCGCAGAAUCUCAGCUGAUCAGCUGGGAGGGUCUCACGGGGGUCGGGGAGAACGCCCAGGUGGACAUCAUCCUCAGGUCAAAGGCGAACCUCUCUGACGACGCUUACUACGUGGUGGCCGCAGGAAACCGCAGGAAUUCCACGGAUGGGAGCCUGGUCCGGUGAGAACCCGGCGUGCUCCGUCCCGGCUUUGUAGGGAUGCGAGGUCA
Molecule: messenger RNA, 1376 nt
Organism: Ectocarpus siliculosus
Lineage: Eukaryota; Phaeophyceae; Ectocarpales; Ectocarpaceae
Source: the annotation of a GenBank genome assembly